AUGGCAAGAGACACUCAAAGCAGCCUUCACGGAGCGCGACUAACUCUUUGCACCAGCCGGGGUAAGCUGGCAACGCAGAUGGGUCCAAAGAACAUGACUCUUCCCCAGCCAGGGAAGCCCUUCUUCGACUACGGCUGCCAAUAUAUCUCUGUGAGCAGCGACUGGUUUGUCGAAGAACUGGAGCUCUGGAAGAAGCUGGGCUUCUGCCAAGUGUUGCCCCCGAGCCAGGUUGGCACCAUAUCGGGAUCGCAAGGCUUCCAAGGACUUCCGGGCGACUGCUGGGUCGGUAACGGAGGCAUGGCCCCUAUGCUCCGGAACAUACACCGGCAGACAGCUCAAGAGUUUGAAGACGUGUUGGAGCAAGUCAGUGGGUUUCCGAACGAUGCUUACAAGGUGGUGGGCCUUCGCAAGGACACAAGCGGCCAGUGGGAGCUGCAGAUGCAGGGUGGCGGAACUUUAGGACCCUUCACCUAUGUGGUCGGGGGCUUUGCGCAGCACAUCUUGACAGAUCCAUUCCUCUUGAGUGGGGGAGCAGCAUGCUCGGCAAUGUUGGAAUGUCUCCGCAGAGUGGAAUCCAACCAGUUGAUCGUUAUGCAAGUCAGCUUUGAGGGCGAGCCUCUGCCAAUUCCCUUUACGGCUGCACAUGUCUGCGAUGAUGAGGCUCUCAGCUUCAUCGGCAAUAACAGCCAGAAGCCUCAGCAGAAUGGAGAAUGGGGAACUCCGGGCCCGCAGCAGCUCACACUUCUUAGCACCGCUGAGUUUGCAGAGCGUGAGUUCAAUUGCAAUCCCAAGGGCUACCGCCGAAAGGCAGAGGAGAAGCUCCUUGCAGCCUUAGGCCGUCUCCUGAAGCUGGACGUCUUAAAGUACAAGCCCCAAAUCAACCGGAUAAACCAUUGGGAGGACGGCCUCCCAACCAACACUCCACCGGCUUCCAGAGGCUGCCUCUUUGAUGCGAAAGAGGGUCUCGGCUGGUGCGGUGACUUCUGUGUCGCUCCGGGCGUGGAAGGGGCCGCGCGAUCUGGUGCUGCCAUGGCUGACGUUCUGGCAUCCUUCCACGGACAGAAGGACUUUUGCGGAGAUGGCUUAUUGCCCAUGGAUGUGGACUGGGUGUCCAUCAGCAGCGUUUCAGGGUUCGGCAUCGUGGAUAUUGGUGCAUUCCCUGGAGUUCCAUCUCGCUGCACACACACCGACCAUGUGCCCUCCGCGAUUGGAGGCUAUGACAAGGCCAAGGCACAUUUUGGUCACGUGGGCGCUGCAAAAGGAUACAACGGCAAGGGCAAGGACUACCAAAGCAAAGGCGGCAAAGGAAAAGGUAAAGGCGGCAAGGGCAAAGGAAGCCUUUGGAAAGGAAAGUGA
Molecule: messenger RNA, 1356 nt
Organism: Symbiodinium necroappetens
Lineage: Eukaryota; Dinophyceae; Suessiales; Symbiodiniaceae
Source: the annotation of a GenBank genome assembly